GGAGGCUGGAGCGCGGCGGAGUUUUUGUGCCAGCGCAUCCCAGAGCGGAUUGAAAAGGCUGGCGAGGCUCAGGAAGCUGGGCAGUUAGGGACUUACAUUCAAGCCCCCAAGCCCCCGGGAGGGCAAGGGGGCUGAAGGCGAGGCUUGGGGUCGGCGGGAGUGCGGCGGCGGGAUGGUGUCUGCCCGGGGGGAAGGGGCGAGCCCUGCCGGUCGGUGGUGAGGGGCUGCGGCCAGGGAGGCUCCGCGGGUCGAAACGGCUCCAUGCCCACUGGUGGGUGGAACGUGUUGAGUGCAACGCGGAGGUCGAGCCUGGCGGCCACUUGGGAUCUUUAACGUGGUGUCUAACGUGGUCUUUCAUUUAGCCCACGUUGGUGUUAAUUCACUAAGGGCAGUUUUGCUAGUCUGGGUUCUACAGGAGCUGGGCAACCUUGACGGGCUUUUUGUCUUGCUACUCCAGCCCCCUUUCCCUUGCUCGUUCUCCAGAUGCCUUUUCUCUGCCCCUCCUCGCCCGGUACAGACAUUUCCAGCGCAGGCUGCCGCUCGUGGUGGCUGUCGAAGCCACUUCUCGAGAUUUCGGCUCGUUUCCCUCUGGGUUGUGUUUUGAGGAGGGAGAGUUUUACCGCCUCCACGAUGGGUUUUCCCUCCCAUGCGGAAAUGGACUUCCAUUGAUUUCUACUUACUUCUUCAACGUUUGGUGACUAAUACCCUAAGUGCAUUUUUGUGGUAGUUCCUUAUUUCAAAUACAUGACCUGUAAAAUGGAGAACGAAAUUUUUACUCCCCUUCUGGAGCAGUUUAUGACCAGCCCCUUGGUCACUUGGGUUAAAACGUUUGGACCUCUGGCUGCAGGAAAUGGGACCAACCUGGAUGAAUAUGUAGCUUUGGUGGAUGGGGUAUUCUUGAACCAGGUCAUGCUGCAAAUUAAUCCUAAAUCGGAGAGUCAGAGAGUAAAUAAAAAAGUCAACAAUGAUGCCUCACUUAGAAUUCAUAAUCUCUCCAUUUUGGUGAGACAGAUAAAAUUUUAUUACCAGGAGACUUUGCAGCAAUUGAUCAUGAUGUCAUUGCCAAAUGUAUUAAUCAUCGGCAAAAAUCCCUUUUCUGAGCAAGGCACAGAAGAAGUUAAAAAGCUGCUUUUACUUUUGCUAGGUUGUGCUGUUCAGUGUCAGAAAAAAGAGGAAUUUAUUGAAAGAAUUCAAGGUUUAGAUUUUGAUACAAAAGCAGCAGUUGCCGCACAUAUUCAAGAGGUAACCCAUAAUCAAGAAAGUGUGUUUGAUCUGCAAUGGAUGGAAGUGACUGAUUUGUCUCAAGAAGACCUAGAACCACUCUUGAAAAAUAUGGCAUUGCAUUUAAAAAGACUUAUAGAUGAGAGAGAUGAACAUUCAGAGACUAUCGUAGAACUCUCUGAAGAACGGGAUGGUCUUCAAUUUCUACCCCAUGCGUCUUCUGCCCAGUCACCCUGUGGUUCUCCAGGCAUGAAGCGAACAGAAAGUCGACAACAUCUGUCAGUAGAACUGGCAGAUGCUAAGGCCAGGAUAAGAAGGCUUAGACAGGAACUGGAAGAAAAGACUGAACAGUUGUUGGACUGUAAACAAGAACUUGAGCAAGUGGAAAUAGAACUAAAAAGACUGCAACAAGAGAAUAUGAAUUUGCUUUCGGAUGCUCGUUCUGCCAGAAUGUACCGAGAUGAAUUAGAUGCCCUUCGAGAGAAGGCAAUCAGAGUUGAUAAGCUUGAAAGUGAAGUCAGUAGAUAUAAAGAGAGGCUACAUGAUAUUGAAUUUUAUAAGGCAAGAGUUGAGGAAUUAAAAGAAGACAAUCAAGUUUUAUUAGAAACAAAAACCAUGUUGGAAGACCAACUAGAGGGAACUCGAGCUCGUUCUGAUAAAUUACAUGAAUUAGAAAAAGAGAAUUUACAACUAAAGGCUAAAUUGCAUGAUAUGGAAAUGGAACGUGAUAUGGAUAGAAAAAAGAUUGAAGAAUUGAUGGAAGAAAAUAUGACUUUGGAAAUGGCACAGAAACAAAGUAUGGAUGAAUCAUUACAUCUUGGAUGGGAGCUAGAACAGAUAUCCAGAACUAGUGAACUUUCAGAAGCACCACAAAAGUCCUUGGGCCAUGAAGUGAAUGAGUUGACAUCAAGUAGGUUAUUGAAGUUGGAGAUGGAAAAUCAAAGUUUGGCAAAAACUGUAGAAGAGCUUCGGAGUACUAUGGAUUCUGUAGAUGGCAACGCUUCCAAAAGCCUAAAAAUUGAAAAAGAAAAUCAAAGACUAAGUAAAAAGGUUGAAAUUCUUGAAAAUGAGAUUAUUCAAGAAAAGCAAAGUCUUCAGAAUUGUCAAAAUUUAAGCAAGGAUCUAAUGAAGGAGAAAGCUCAGCUUGAGAAAACAGUUGAAACACUUAGAGAAAAUUCAGAGAGACAGAUCAAAAUAUUGGAACAGGAAAAUGAACACCUGACUCAAACUGUGUCUUCCCUAAGGCAGCGCUCCCAGAUCAGUGCAGAAGCAAGGGUGAAAGAUAUUGAAAAAGAAAAUAAAAUUCUCCAUGAAUCUAUCAAAGAAACAAGUAGCAAACUAAGCAAGAUUGAAUUUGAAAAGAGACAAAUCAGAAAAGAAUUGGAACACUAUAAAGAAAAAGGAGAACGAGCAGAAGAACUUGAGAAUGAGUUGCAUCAUCUUGAAAAAGAAAAUGAAUUGUUACAGAAAAAGAUAACUAAUUUAAAAAUUACUUGUGAAAAAAUUGAGGCCUUAGAACAAGAAAAUUCAGAGCUAGAAAGAGAAAAUAGAAAAUUAAAAAAAACACUGGAUAGUUUUAAAAACCUUACUUUUCAGUUAGAAUCCCUAGAAAAAGAGAAUUCCCAACUUGAUGAGGAAAAUUUAGAACUGCGAAGGAAUGUGGAAUCUUUGAAGUGUGCAAGCAUGAAAAUGGCUCAGCUACAAUUAGAAAAUAAAGAACUGGAAAGUGAAAAAGAGCAACUUAAGAAGGGUUUGGAACUCAUGAAAGCAUCUUUCAAAAAAACAGAACGCUUAGAAGUUAGCUACCAGGGUUUAGACACAGAAAAUCAAAGGCUACAGAAAGCUCUAGAAAACAGCAAUAAAAAAAUUCAACAGUUAGAGAGUGAACUACAAGACUUAGAGAUGGAAAAUCAAACACUGCAAAAAAACCUAGAAGAGUUGAAAAUAUCUAGUAAAAGACUAGAACAGCUAGAAAAAGAAAAUAAGUCAUUAGAGCAAGAGACUUCUCAAUUGGAAAAGGAUAAGAAACAACUGGAGAAGGAAAAUAAGAGACUCCGACAACAAGCUGAAAUAAAAGAUACUACACUGGAAGAAAAUAAUGUGAAAAUUGGAAAUUUGGAAAAAGAGAACAAAACUUUACUCAAAGAAAUCGGUAUAUAUAAAGAAUCUUGCAUUCGUCUGAAAGAAUUAGAGAAAGAAAAUAAGGAGCUUGUGAAAAGAGCAACUAUUGAUAUAAAAACUUUGGUUACAUUACGUGAGGAUUUGGUUAGUGAAAAAUUAAAGACUCAACAAAUGAACAAUGAUCUUGAAAAAUUAACUCAUGAACUUGAAAAGAUGGGGUUAAAUAAAGAGCGACUCUUACAUGAUGAGCAGAGCACUGAUGACAGUAGGUACAAACUUUUGGAAUCAAAAUUAGAAUCCACUCUAAAGAAGUCCCUUGAAAUAAAAGAGGAAAAAAUUGCUGCUUUAGAAGCUCGAUUAGAAGAAUCCACAAAUUAUAACCAGCAAUUGCGCCAAGAACUUAAAACAGUGAAAAAAAAUUAUGAAGCUCUCAAACAGAGACAAGAUGAAGAAAGGAUGGUACAGAGCUCUCCUCCAAUAUCUGGUGAGGAUAACAAAUGGGAGCGGGAAAGUCAAGAGACGACUAGAGAACUUCUGAAAGUUAAAGACAGAUUAAUUGAAGUAGAAAGGAAUAAUGCUACUCUGCAAGCAGAGAAACAAGCAUUGAAAACUCAACUAAAGCAACUUGAGACUCAGAACAAUAAUUUGCAGGCUCAGAUUCUUGCACUUCAGAGGCAGACAGUGUCAUUACAGGAGCAGAAUACCACUCUUCAGACCCAGAAUGCAAAGCUUCAGGUUGAAAAUUCCACCCUUAAUUCCCAAAGCACCUCACUUAUGAACCAGAAUGCACAACUCCUAAUCCAGCAAUCUUGCUUAGAAAAUGAAAAUGAAUCUGUAAUAAAAGAGCGAGAAGACUUGAAAUCUCUCUAUGAUUCUCUAGUCAAAGAUCAUGAAAAGCUAGAACUUCUUCAUGAACGGCAGGCUUCAGAGUAUGAAUCUCUCAUUGCUAAACAUGGAACUCUGAAGUCUGCCCACAAAAAUCUUGAAGUAGAACAUAAAGACCUUGAAGAUCGCUACAAUCAGUUACUAAAACAGAAAGGACAGUUGGAAGAUUUAGAAAAAAUGAUCAAAGUAGAACAAGAAAAAAUGCUGCUUGAAAACAAAAACCAUGAGACUAUAGCUGCAGAAUACAAGAAACUUUGUGGAGAAAAUGAUAGGUUGAAUCAUACAUAUAGACAGCUUUUAAAAGAGACUGAAGUUUUACAAACUGACCAUAAAAAUAUGAAAAGUCUUCUAAAUAAUUCAAAAUUGGAACAAACAAGAUUAGAAGCUGAAUUUUCAAAGCUAAAAGAACAAUAUCAACAGUUGGAUAUCACAUCUACGAAGUUGAAUAACCAGUGUGAGUUGCUAAGCCAACUGAAAGGAAACUUAGAAGAAGAAAAUCGACAUCUACUAGAUCAAAUUCAAACAUUAAUGCUACAGAACAGAACACUGUUGGAACAGAAUAUGGAAAGCAAGGAUCUUUUUCAUGUUGAGCAAAGACAGUAUAUUGAUAAGUUAAAUGAAUUAAGACGACAAAAGGAGAAAUUGGAAGAGAAAAUUAUGGAUCAAUACAAAUUUUAUGACCCAUCACCUCCUAGAAGGAGAGGCAACUGGAUUACUCUAAAAAUGAGAAAAUUGAUUAAGUCUAAAAAAGAUAUUAAUCGGGAGCGUCAGAAGUCUCUAACAUUAACACCCACUCGCUCAGACUCCAGUGAAGGAUUUCUUCAACUCCCCCAUCAAGACAGUCAAGAUAGUUCUUCAGUAGGUUCGAACUCUUUAGAAGAUGGCCAAACUUUGGGGACGAAGAAAAGCAGCAUGGUUGCACUGAAAAGACUGCCCUUUUUGAGGAACAGACCGAAGGAUAAAGACAAAAUGAAGGCCUGCUACCGUCGUUCCAUGUCCAUGAAUGACCUGGUGCAGUCCAUGGUCCUAGCAGGAGGACAGUGGACAGGUAGUACUGAGAAUUUGGAGGUUCCUGAUGAUAUUUCAACGGGUAAAAGGAGAAAAGAAUUGGGAGCUAUGGCCUUCUCUACUACAGCCAUCAACUUUUCAACUGUCAACUCUUCUACAGGCUUCAGAUCCAAGCAGUUGGUUAAUAAUAAAGAUACUACAUCCUUUGAAGAUAUAAGUCCACAAGGUAUUAGUGAUGAUUCUAGUACGGGAUCAAGAGUUCAUGGAGUACAGGACAUUAACUGUGCAGAUGCUCAGGUUCCUCCUGUUCGUGGCAUCUCUGCAAUGUGCAGGGUUCCUUGUCUGAUCUGUUCUUCGAGACCAGCCAGCCUUGAUAGUGGCAGAACAUCCACUAGCAAUAGCAAUAAUAAUGCUUCACUCCAUGAAGUCAAAGCAGGUGCAGUUAAUAACCAAAGCAGGCCACAAAGCCACAGCAGUGGAGAAUUUAGCCUGCUUCAUGAUCAUGAGGCUUGGUCCAGCACUGGUAGCAGUCCAGUCCAGUACUUGAAAAGGCAGACCAGAUCAAGUCCGGUGCUCCAGCAAAAAAUGCCUGAGACACUAGAGAGUCGAGCACAUCACAAGAUCAAAACUGGUUCCCCUGGAAGUGAAGUUGUUACUCUUCAGCAGUUUUUGGAAGAAAGCAACAAGUUUAGCUCAAUACAGAUAAAGUCCUCAAGUCAAGAGAAUCUCUUAGAUGAAGUAAUGAAAAGUUUGUCUGUCUCUUCUGACUUUUUGGGAAAGGACAAACCGGUUAGCUGUGGUCUGGCCAGGUCAGUAAGUGGAAAAACCCCAGGGGACUUCUGUGAUAGACGGACAACUAAGCCUGAACAAUUUGUGAGACCUAGUCCUCGAAAGACUGAAGAUACUUAUUUCGUUAGUUCUCCAGGAACAUCUACACCAGGCACUCAAGGAAAAAUCAAAUUAGUAAAAGAAACUUCUCUGUUACGACAAUCAAAAGAUAGUAAUCCUUAUGCUACUUUACCUCGUGCAAGCAAUGUGAUCUCUACUGCUGAAGGGACUACUCGAAGGACAAGCAUCCAUGAUCUUUUGACCAAGGACAGUAGACUACCUAUGUCAGUUGAUUCACCACCAGCUACUGCUGAUAGCAACAUGACUUCAGCAUCUAAUAUGGACACGGUACAAGAAAGCAGAAAUUUUAAAAGCAGGUCUAGGGAGCAACAAAGCUCCUAAUUCUAUUACCCACUACAUGACGUGGGCCAAGUGAGAGAAAAGUGUCCUUCAGUUUCUCAAUAUGAAGCCUUUAUUUCUGAAGUAACAAGACAGCCAACUAUGACAACCAUUUUUUUAAAUCUUUAAGGAGACUUUUAACAACCCUUCAUGAAUAGAGCAGGCAAGAAUUUCAAACCUUCAUUCCUUCCUUGAAUCAAGGAGCACUACUGGAAUCAACUGCCAAAAAUUUUAGAAGGUUUUAGGACUUUACUAUACAUUAUACGUUAAGAUCUACUGAAUAAAGGACAUCCUCUUGCUAAGGACCAAGUGUUUUAAGGUUUCAAGAAGUAUUCCAGGAAUGAUCUUCUUUCAUUAUUUGUUCAUGAGUUUAUCCAUGUUUGCUUAAUGCUUCUGCUAAGUAUUAGCCCAAAUCUAGCCUUUACAUUUAGUUGUGUAAAUCUAAAUUAAAUGCUAUAGUAUUUUGUGGAAUGUACUAUAUAUAAAGAUAGAGAAAAUUGUUUUAGCAUGUCAGAACCUUAUCUGGUUAGCAGACUGCAUGUGUUAACACUCUUUUUAAAAAAGCAAGUCAAUUAUUUUGAUGCACUGCAAAAGAAAUUCAUUUGAUAAAAUCUGAAAAAUCCAUAGAGAUAGGAGUUAUGAAAAAUUUACAGUGGUAAUAAUAUGCUUUUCAGAUUCCCCAUUAAGUAACAUUAAGCAUUCACACAUGGAUCCAAGGUAAUUAAAGAGUGUUUUUCUGAAACUUGUUUUAAUAAGGUGGCUUUCCAGCAAAUAGCAGUCCGAAGAUACCUGUGUUUUAACCAUUUCCCUUCUUUGGUAUUGGGUUAUGUAUGUGUACUUGUUUUUUUUUAACUUGCAAGCUGACUGUUGCUUAAGAAGUUUUCUUAUGGCAAAAAUAAUGUAAAUAAUUUACUAUGGUCUGCAUUUUGCCAGGAACUCAUUUAUUAUUAAGGUUACCUUAUAUUAAUAAGAAUUCUUCUGUUCUUGUCCUUUAUAAUAUCACAUUAAAGUUGAUAACUGUUAUUGGUACUUUUGAAAUAUUUGUAUGCAUUUGUUACCUUAAACAUUUGGAUGAAGCACAAAAAAGAUUUAGUUAACCCAGGGAAACAUGAAUUUUUUUAGUAGUUCCAAUUUUAUAUCACAGUUCUAUUUUCUUACGAAAUCAAAAAUGCAUUAAUACUUAAUGCUAACUCAUCAUUUAACAUAAAUACCAGAAUAAUCUUAAAGGUCUAAAAGGAGAAAUAUAUUGACUUUUUUUUAUUUUAACAUGCACUUCUUAGGCUUUCAUUACCAGCUCUAAAGAUCUUUUUGGAAUAAUUCCAUAUUCCCUGGAGUGUGGUUUAUGAACUAUGUGUUUCAUUAUUAACCCAAUAGCCAUAAGAAAAGUCUCUCUUACUCUCCCUCUUUUUUUUUUUUCUCUCUCUCCCUCUUUUUUGAUAGGCCAGUAGCAGUGUUGUGUUUAUAGUCUACUUUCAGAAAAACAUUCAAUAAAAUGAGACAGCAUGUUUAGGUUAACCAGAUAUUGAAACGGAAGUUAAGAGAACUUGGACUUAAUUUAAUGCCACCAUUAACAGGUUUUGCCAUCAAAUAAUGCUGUAAAGUUAAGUCACUUUGAAACCCUGAUGAAAGGUGCUAUGUAAAUGUAAAUACAAAGGAUUUUUACUAAAAUACAAAUAUUGCAUAAGUCAUUUUUAAAACUUAUUCUCUAAUUUUGGAAUGUCUCUCUUCAUCUUGACUCCCUGGAUACAAGUAUCAAAUUGGCAGUGGGUAUUCAUGCCAAUCUAGACACUUGCAUGUAAAAAUUGUAAAUUUACUUUUAGGUAGUUAAACAAAGUAAACGUAGAAACUAUGUUUUAAUUAAAUACAAUAAGUGGGUAACUUAGAUUUUAUAUUAAAUAGCAUCUAAUUUGCACUACUAGGACAUAUCCCAGGAUAGUUACUAAAAGUUGAAAUUUAAUGAGUAGGGCAAUGAGGUGAAUGGUAUCACAGUUUGACCCCUCCAGGAAAUUAAUAUUCUAAAAUGGAUAACCUGCUGAAUUAUUUAAGAAGCACAUAUAGCCUCAAGUAGGAAACGCUUAAGGGCAGCCGGGUAAGUACUGAAUCUGAGUAGGUUGAUCCUGAGGAGGGGCAAUUACAGUGACUGCCAAGGGAACACAUUGAGGCUGCAAAUAAGAAUGUUCUUAAUAAUAUUUAUCACCUUUUUCAUACCAUUUCAAGAAAGAACUAGAUAAUAACAGUGUCAAUCUUUUACUUUUUCCAAAAGAAACCUUCAGAAGCAAACUGUGUAGGAAGCCACUCUUUUCCCUUAAACUUCUUCUGCCAAACAGAAUGGGAAUGCCAACUGGGAACUGACUGGAGGCCAUUUUCCUGAAAGAGGCCUGAUUUGCUUUUAACUAGCUGGCUAUUCUAAAGUGACACCUCAACCCCCAAAGUAACUAAGAAUUCAACUUGCAGGGUAAUGGCCUCUGUCCAGAAGCACAAUAAUGUGCUUCAGAUCUAGCCAUGUGGAUAUAUUUGGUCCAAGUUUUUGAAGUGGUGGUUACCAAAGAAUUAAUGCAACAGGUUUCAUGCACCUUUCAUGCCAGGCUAUGGUAACAGCCUAUUUAGAAAUCACUGUGCACAUUAUUGAAUUGCAGCCACCUCACAAAUGAAGUAUCAUGGCCUGCGCUGUCUUAAGAUUUUAUGUCAGGAAGUAAAAAAGAUACUGUAUCAAAUCUGGAAUUAAAAUGAGGAGUAAUACUGUAUGCUAAAUAACUUGUAUUUUAAGUUACUUCUUAUGAGAAAAGUGGUGGAUUUUUCUUUGUUUUUUCUUUUCAGCUACACUUACCUCUGAGAUGUAUUUUUUCUUUACCCAUUGAAUGAGUAAUAGAAAGGAGCCCAUUUUAUAAUGUAUGAAAACAAUGAAAAUGCCUUAAAAGGAAUGCUUAUGGAUAAAGUUGUGCUUAUAACACCCUUUAACAAAACCUGAUUUAAAAUUGUCUUUUUCUUUUCUACUAAGGGUUCUCUUUUUCAAAGUUUGCCAUUGUAUUUACAACUGCUAUUAAAUACCAAAUCAAAUAAUACAAAAACUGUAACAUUUCCUUUAAAAUUAAUGCUAAUGAGGGAUUUGGAGUUAAAUGGUAAAAUGUUUUAAUUGAUGAGACCAUAGAAAUCCAACUCAUUAACAAAAGACACACCAUUCUGUUUGGUUGAUUUGUUUUUUAAAAAACACAUUACUUUUUAUUUUAGGUUUUAACAUUUGUUUCUCCUAAAAAAAUUAAGAUGGUUUAACAUUCAGUUAUAAAACUGAUAUAAAAAAUGAAAUAAAACAAAGAAGUGAAUUUUCUGUAACAAAUGGUUAGUAAUCAUUUAAAAAGAAUAACAUAUAAUAAUUUAGUCAAGUAUUCUUUCAUUCCUUUCUCUUUACCCCAGAAAACUUAUUUUCAGACACAACCAGUAACUUAUAACCUUGUUUACACAAUUCUAACUGCACUAAUCCAUUUUGGGAUGAGUUCUAGAGGUUUUGAGAAAAAGAGAGUCUUUCAAUUCUGUUAAUCCCAGAAUAAGUUUAAAUACAAUUUAAUAGGUUGCCCAGGUUCAUUCCUUUCAUUUUCACUUACAGACUAUGGGAGGCAGAAUAUUAUAGACAGCAGUGGCCCUCUGUCCUUGGGGAAGUUAGUCUUUCUGGGCCCUAUUCACCAUGAAGUGGGAAUGGCAGUUAGACCAUAUAUCCAAGAUCCUCAGUUUCUGUGAUUCCUUCAUUUUACAUGCAUAAGCAACCUAAAAUUGCCACUUUUAUUGUCUUGGAGAUAUGUGAAAAGUAGAUAAAAACAUGGAAAUUUAGAAUAAGUUGGUCAUUUAUGGAAAAUAUUUACUAACUCCAAAUCUCUUAAAUCCAUUCCAUGCUUUAUAAAAAUUCUACCAUGAGUAAAUCUGUAGUUUGUGAUAUGUAUUAUGAAAUAAUUCAAGUUAUUUUUACUUUUAUUUUGCCUAUAGUAGUACAAAUUGGCACAAAUUAAGUACAGCAUCUCUACCAUAUGGAAAGUAUUUUUUGAGUGAUUGAACAUAGGAAAAUGUGGUUCUUUUCUCUUAAGAGUAUCACAUUUGGUUGUAUUGGGGGAAGACAUGAGAAUUUUCAUGACCAUGUGAGAACUUUUUGUAGUAUGGCUAGGUCAAAUCCUCAUCUAAUAAAGGAUUCUGUUUGAA
This is a messenger RNA of Choloepus didactylus (southern two-toed sloth), 10647 nucleotides long. RefSeq names its product coiled-coil domain containing 88A (gene CCDC88A). The record is from RefSeq and is a predicted model, not a curated record. The transcript is spliced from 34 exons. Bases 745 to 6465 code for a protein of 1906 amino acids. Gene Ontology annotation, cellular component: centrosome; cytoplasm. Gene Ontology annotation, biological process: cytoplasmic microtubule organization; cytoskeleton-dependent intracellular transport. Gene Ontology annotation, molecular function: microtubule binding; dynein light intermediate chain binding. NCBI's taxonomy places the organism in Eukaryota, Metazoa, Chordata, Mammalia, Pilosa, Megalonychidae.